Myxocyprinus asiaticus (Chinese sucker) is the source of this 924-nucleotide messenger RNA. RefSeq names its product MICOS complex subunit MIC26-like. Gene Ontology annotation, cellular component: MICOS complex. The transcript is spliced from 10 exons. NCBI's taxonomy places the organism in Eukaryota, Metazoa, Chordata, Actinopteri, Cypriniformes, Catostomidae. The coding region runs from base 34 to 690 and encodes 218 amino acids. The record is from RefSeq and is a predicted model, not a curated record. Gene Ontology annotation, biological process: cristae formation.
ACCCCGGGCAACAGUGAAGAAGAAGAUUGGAACAUGUACAAGGUUGGAGGGGUAGCAGGAGUGUCAGGUGCUCUGGGAUUGUUUUCGGCCUCUGUGCUGGCCGCCAGCGGUGAUGAGAAAGCCAGCUCAACUCUGUUGAGUGUAGACGAGCUCUCUCUCUACACAACACCACAGCAGAAGUUCCAGUAUGUGGAGCCUGAGAGAGGGCAGGUGGAAGAGGGUGUGGCCACAGUGCGAAGACUGGCAGAGCCUUAUGCCACCUGGUGCCAGCAAACGGCCAGCUCUGCCAAACAGAAAGUUCAGGGUGUCUAUGGAGCAGUGAAACCCAAGGUCGACAGUACUGUGCAGUUUGGGCAAAACAGUUAUGCUUACCUGAAGAACCCUCCACCUGAGUUCUACCCCAGAGCUGGAGUCAUUGGCUUUGCUGGGAUCCUUGGCCUUUUCCUUGGACGAGGUUCUAGGCUGAAGAAACUGAUCUACCCAACCACACUAAUGGCUGUUGGUGCUUCUAUGUACUAUCCAAAAGAGGCUGUUACCAUCGCAAAGAAAACAGGAGACGGCAUGUACGACUGGACACUUCAGGCUUAUGUUGCCAUAGAAAAUCUUAUCAAAGACAAACCCGCCUCAAAGAAGGUUCAACAGAAGUCUGAUCAAGCAGAGAAGAGUUCUAGUGGAGAGACCAAAGCUUAGAUGCAUCACCUCUCGGGUCUUUUCAAUGGUCAUGUGUGUUUUGGCCAGGCAAAUACAGGAUCUCCGUCCUUCAAUCAACCUUCACAACCUGCUUUUGCACUAGCUACUUCCUCUUUCAUCUGUCAAUCAUAAGAGAGGGGUUAGUGGUCUGGAAAGUUUUGAACUUGAAAAAAAAGGAACUGCUGCGAUUGUAUCGAAAAUGCACUUGUGUACCAAAAUAAAUAUUAUAUUCCA